AUGCCUACCCUGGGCUUCCUCAAGAAGAAGCGCACAAAGGACUCCAACGGCUCGCGCGACCUCGACUCGCCCGCCUCGCCCACAAAGGACACGCACUCGCCCGUCACGCCUACCGGCUCCCGCAAGUCGGGCUCCUUCCACCUGCACAAGACCAAGACCAACGACUCCAGCACCACCGCCACCUCGGCCCACGACGCCACGACUGCUGCUCAAAUCUCCAGCUCCACCACAAACACGUCCGGUACCGGCAACUCGUCAGCCUCUACCGCCCCGGGCGCGCCUGCCGCGACCCCCAAGCCUAUAGACUCAAUGAACCCCGCCCACGCGCACCAGCAGCCGCACCAGCAGCACCAGCCGCAGCAACAACAGCACCAGCACCAUCUGCAAUCACAGCAAUACACAGCUACAAGCCCCCAGUCUAACCCCCAGCACUCGCGCAACACGCCUAGCAUACAGAAUCUCAUACACCCCAACAACACCACCACCACCCCCACCACCACCCCCUCGUCCAACACCUCGUCCGCGCACCACUCGUCCGCCAAGAAUGGCGCCGUCCAGUUCCAGACACAGCCCCUCAACCAGACCCGCGUCACAAAGGGCAAGUACUCGCUGACCGACUUCACCAUUCAGCGCACCCUCGGCACCGGCAGCUUUGGCCGCGUUCACCUCGUCCAGUCCAAGCACAACCAGCGCUUCUACGCCGUCAAGGUGCUGAAAAAGGCCCAGGUCGUCAAGAUGAAGCAGGUCGAGCACACAAAUGACGAGCGUCGCAUGCUACAGCAGGUCAAGCACCCCUUCUUGAUCACCCUCUGGGGCACCUUUCAGGACUCCAAGAACCUCUACAUGGUCAUGGACUUUGUCGAGGGCGGCGAGCUCUUCAGCUUGUUGCGAAAGUCACAGCGCUUUCCCAAUCCAGUCGCAAAGUUCUACGCCGCAGAGGUUACGCUCGCGUUAGACUACCUGCACUCGCACAACAUCAUCUACCGCGACUUGAAGCCCGAGAAUCUGCUCCUGGAUCGCCACGGCCACCUCAAGAUUACGGAUUUUGGGUUUGCCAAAGAGGUCCCCGACAUUACAUGGACCCUGUGCGGAACGCCUGACUACUUGGCACCCGAAGUCGUCGCUUCCAAAGGCUACAACAAGUCGGUCGAUUGGUGGUCACUGGGCAUCCUCAUCUUCGAAAUGCUGUGCGGCUUCACGCCCUUUUGGGACGGCGGCUCGCCCAUGAAGAUCUACGAAAACAUUCUCAAGUCGAGAGUAAAGUACCCACCUUACAUCCACCCCGACGCCCACGACCUCCUGCAAAAGCUCAUCACGCCGGAUCUGACCAAGCGACUGGGCAACUUGCACGGUGGCAGCAAGGACGUUAUGAACCACCCUUGGUUUGCCGAGGUGACUUGGGACCGGUUACAAAAGAAGGAUAUUGACGCUCCAUACGUGCCACCCGUUCGCGCCGGAGUCGGUGACGCCAGUCAAUUCGAUAAGUAUCCGGAGGAGACGGAGGCAUACGGCCAGGCAGGGGACGACCCGUGCGUGCAGAGUCCUCCUUAUACUGUAGAUCAUAUUCUGACGUGUCCGAAUAGCCACGGGCACCUGUUUCCCGACUUCUGA
Bipolaris oryzae ATCC 44560 is the source of this 1611-nucleotide messenger RNA. RefSeq lists its product as uncharacterized. Gene Ontology annotation, biological process: peptidyl-serine phosphorylation. The transcript is spliced from 3 exons. Bases 1 to 1611 code for a protein of 536 amino acids. Gene Ontology annotation, molecular function: ATP binding; cAMP-dependent protein kinase activity. Gene Ontology annotation, cellular component: nucleus; cAMP-dependent protein kinase complex. The record is from RefSeq and is a predicted model, not a curated record. Lineage: Eukaryota; Fungi; Ascomycota; Dothideomycetes; Pleosporales; Pleosporaceae.